Molecule: messenger RNA, 3580 nt
Organism: Podospora pseudopauciseta
Lineage: Eukaryota; Fungi; Ascomycota; Sordariomycetes; Sordariales; Podosporaceae
Exons: 2
Coding region: 1017-3071 (684 amino acids)
Source: RefSeq, a predicted model, not a curated record
CAUCACAGAGCGAAGUUGGGAUUUCCAGCCCUACAUAGCCAACUUGCCCACUCCCGGCCUCCUCUCUUCUUUUUUGGGUACAUUGUGACAUAUUGUCUUUACCGGCAUCCUUCAUCAAUCUGGCCUUGCCUUGUUCCACCUUGUGAACACCACCUGAGCGUUUUUUUGGGAGCGAGCGAGCGAUCGAAAUCAAAUCACAACUGCAUGAAUCAUCUUGGACGACCGAGCACUACAAUUGCCAAUAUAAAGAGGCUCGAUACCUUACCUCCUCCAUCAUCUCUGCCGUCUCUAUUGUGUCUUGGACUGGUCUCUCGGCACGUAAUAUUCCAGUCUGAUACCUGGGUGCCUGGGCUGCGUAAAAUUGGCUGCGAGCUGUCUAAAGAGAAGACUGAGGAGCUUUGCACUGGAGGGAGGCAUUUCAAAGCCAAGACCACUCUUCAAACUGCUAUUAUUGGCUCAGUUUUACAAUUGACGACAUCAUCAGCUUGGUUUCCGGGGCCAAGGGCAGGAUAGCUCUCGCCAUUUUGGUCACAUCCUGCUGUCAACACAGGACCAAUUUCCCGGCGGCUGGGAAAACCCCUCGUCUCCCUUCCUAGGCAACUGUCUUUUCAACCUGACCACAAGCAGAAACAAUUUCCUUGUCUCUCAACUAGCAAGCUUCCUGGCAAGUUCGUCAACCAUCUAGCUUGGAACAACUUCAGCGAUCUCGCCUCAGUACAACUUGGUGUGAGGCUUCUGAAACGUUCAACUGGCUGGCCAUCUUCUGGUUGACCAUACUCUGUAAGUCUUCUCAUACUUGAUGCUCCCCAUUCUCCAAUGAAUCAGGCCUUUCAGUUGAUGAUUCACUGGGGGUUGAUCCUCUUUUGGCGAGGAUAUUGAGAGAUGAUCCAAGGAUUGAGUCCAUCUGGGGAUAUCUGCAACAACGUCAGCUAACCAAGGAUUAAAACAGUCUACUGCCGUUACUCAUUCCUCUCGAUUUUAAUCUUGGUCCUCCGAUCGGACUUCCCAACAUCAACAUGCUUCUUCCACGCCACUCAAGCAAAAUCCAGCCUCAUGGCUCCCAGGCCACCACUAGGCAAAGUCGGCUGAGAUCUCCUGGUCUUCGGCUCAAGACAAGUUCGCUCGAUCUUAUUCCUUCAGAUGAGAAGGCCCAGGCGAUGGCUUCAGCCGACUGGAGAAAGAUGGCGCCGGAUUCCGGCCUCGGCGAUAAUCGUCAGCAAAUUUCAGACGAGAAUAACAGACAUCCAUCCGACCAGAAUGAUGGCUUUUACUCGCCCUUCGUGCUGGGGAUGAAGCCUAUGAAUAUUGGAUCAAGGGCUCAGUAUCAGUAUGCUAGGGACCCUACAAGCGGCAUUGCUUGGGAGGUCAUUUCAUCGGCUCCUGGGUGCGAUUUCAGGCGGGAGGAAACGAGAACCAGCGAGUCGUCAGGCAUACCGUCCUCAAUCCUCAAGGCGUGCCAACCGAACCUCCAAGACACCACGAUGGUGCGGCUCAAGGCCAUCAAGCCAAUGAACGUGAGCAUCAACGGCGACAUCAUCAAACUGCCCAACAAAUACUCUUUGGAUGUUACCCCUGUUGACAUCCAAGAGCCAGACGCUGCUUGCUUUAUGAACAGGGAACACGGCGAGAUCCUGGCCACUCUCAAGCUCCUCAAGCCCAAGGCCCGCUUACGCCGUAUGAAGUCCGAGCUUCACGAAGAGAGCGUUCUGAAAGAUCUGGAUGACUUCUUGUCCCGACAGAGUGGGAAGCCUCCAAAGAUCGUCGCGGCAAGCAAGGAAAUUCAACGCCAAACCCGUAGGUCAUCGGGGCAUUGGAGCAGCCAUGACUCUGGAAUCUCAACCGGUUCUGAAACCUCUGGCCUUCAGAAAGAGAUGCCUUUAGGGGCACAUCAUCGAACACCUGCGGAAGGUCACCGCUUUCAGACACUACUCAGCCGCCUACACUUGACCACGGAGACAAGAGAAGCUUCCCAGUCGCCGACAGCACCUGAUCAUGCUGAGACGUCGAAGAGCCAUGCUCAGGUGGUGGAUCCUGCAAUUAUCGCCGCAAAGGUCAAAGACGAAGAGCGCGAGGAGACGCCCGACAACUCGGAAAGGGGCGCGCGCGAAGGUACCUUUUUCGGAAGGGAUUCUACCUUGCUGUUUGGGAAGGGUAAAUGGGCGCAAAAAUCACACGAUUCUGGCUAUUCAACAUUCCAUUUCAUGAAACAGGGCACACAAGAGCCAACAAGGCCCAAGGCGGUCGAGCAUUCUGGUCCUACGGUUCAGAAGCGCAAAGAAGAUUCAAUAUCAUGUUCAACCAUCUCAACCAAGUUGAAUCCCACAGCUGCCGAAUUCAAGUCGGUCACCAAAGGUGACCUCAAGUCAGGGGUGAAGAGCGAUUUCAAGCCCGCGCCCGCAGCUUAUCCUGCCCCUCCCUGGACUCCAAAAAGACGGACACGGCCUUUACUCAACAAUAUCUUUCCUGGUGUACUGGAAGAUCCCGGUUUCAUGGCCCAGACAGUGCCAUUUGUGGCAAACGAUUGUCUUCAAGGUAGUCCAUGGCAGACAAGUGGUCCUCCAGCAGGGCCAGUGUGGGUGGCUGAACCGGGACAGCCUAUCCCAGAGAUGGCCUUCCAACCACCAGUAGCACCAAUAGCAAUGGCACCUCUUCCCAUUGUUGAUCCAGAUGGCAAGGGACCACGACCGGUAUUUCCCGUCACCCAGAAACCACGCGACCAUGACCCUGUGAAGCAGCAGGCAUAUGAAUCGUAUCUGGAGUGGCGAAAGGCCAAUGAGCCUGGCUAUCACAUGAAGUGCAAAAUGCGUCAAGCACACCGUGUGGUUCGUCAAUACCAGCAACAGGCGCAGACUGCUGACUGGAAGACUGUAGCUGGGCAGGCCAAAGCAGCAGCUGGAGCGUUGGAAGCACAUGCAGCCGAGGAAAAGAGGAGGUCAAAAGAAGCAGCUCUCAAGGAGCAAUUCAAAAUGAGCGUGAAGAAGGUAGCAGAGUCCUCUGAAGCCACGGAGAUAAAGGAACAAACACUUCCGGACACGAAUAAUGAAAAGCAAACACAAACAUUGGUCAUAUAAAGCACACGAUGACGAAAAGAGGGAUAUGCCCGUUUGCUCCGGAAUACGAUUCUUGUCAUUUCGAAAGCUCGCUCGCUCAGGACAAUUCUUUUCAACAGUUAGCAACCUUCGUUUCCGUUCCCCAUCUUAUUAUAUUGACUUCGAUCAUCUCAGCUCAGCAAACAGGCAUAACUACGAUCCUUCUUUUUCAGCAUGAACCCGGUGUUCUAUAGACGAGGAAUGAGUUAUUUUACCGUUUGCUUUGGAGAAUCAGAGGUAGCUUUACCGGGGGAGCUUCAGGAAAUCAUAUUAUCCAUUGAAUGGUUAUGGACUUUAUGUCCUGAUGGCGCAAUUUGCUUUUUCUUUUUCGUUUCGGUUUGACUUAUCCAGCUACAUCAGCAGAGGAAUCAAACAUGGAUAGUACGUGACUCGGGAGGUUGGCUAGGUAUUCGGCUUGACCGAGAGUUAUACAGCACAACAGAGUUUAGUAUUGGUAGUUUGGUUGUGCCAGCAGUGGUGGUUAUGUGAUG